GUCUUCCAGUUCAUCAUCAGUGAUGCUGGUCCAGAGGGCAAAUUCGUUCUUGACCUGAAGAAUGGCAGCGGUGCUGCGAAAGCAGGUGAGGAGGGCGGCGACUGCACCAUCACUAUGAAGGAUGACGACCUUGUGGCAAUGGCAGAAGGCAAGUUAGAUGGCAUGCAGGUUUUCAUGGGAGGCAAGCUGAAGAUCAAGGGUAACAUGAUGCUGGCCCAGAAGCUGCAGUCCAUCCUAGAGGCUUUGUUUGAUGCCAUGUCUGCGGCUGUGAAGAGCAAGGGUCCUGAGCUUGUCAAGAUGGGAGGCGCAGUCUUCCAGUUCAUCAUCAGUGAUGCUGGUCCAGAGGGCAAAUUCGUUCUUGACCUGAAGAAUGGCAGCGGUGCUGCGAAAGCAGGUGAGGAGGGCGGCGCCGUGGGCCCCUGA
This is a messenger RNA of Durusdinium trenchii, 423 nucleotides long. The record is from the annotation of a GenBank genome assembly. NCBI's taxonomy places the organism in Eukaryota, Dinophyceae, Suessiales, Symbiodiniaceae.